AUGUCGCCAUCUCGGAUUGGAGAUGUCGCCGUCAUUCGAUGCCAAAGAACAUGUGUUGGAAAAGUUCCCAGUGCUGGGCACGGAGGUGUCCGUGUAGCCGGACACCCGUACGAUGGUCUUCCAGCGGCCCACUGUGUUGAAGAACUUCUUUUUGAACAGGUCCAACCCUCAAGGACUCAAAUCCUCCCUGGCGGGGUUAAUUUCCUUCAACUUCUGCUGCUGCUCCUCCUGUGGUACCAGCUGGUGCCCCGCCGCAUCAACCGCCGCGUCAACGUGUCGCCAGGGGGACCACGACGCGAAAGCUCCGCUGGGAUCGGCGCCAUGAUGGUUUUAGAGUUAGGUCGUUUGACCGCGCACGCGCGUGCCUCGCAAUUUCAGCAGGCAGAUGGCUGGGUGAAGGACACGGUGCAGUUCUUCUUCAACGGCUGCAAGACGGAGGCGCAGAAGGGCCUGGACAGCUUCACCUUGCGCUCGCUUCCGAUCCCUGAGAUUGGGCCCUGCAUCAGUGUGGAUCAGAUCGCGGACACCUUAAAGGCCAAACUGGACACUAUGGGUUUUGCCAGUUGUGAGGUCAAGCACUACUACGACUUCCAACAACAUGCAGUUCUGUGCACCUUGCAUGCUAGCUGGCAUGUAGUGGACACCCCAGCGCCGCCGCCGAGCACUGGGGGAUGCUCCAACACCUGUCCCAUCUGCCAGGAGAUACGACCGGUGGUGGUGCUUGUACCUUGUGGUCACACGCUUUGCAGCACCUGCCAAGGGAACUUGCAGUCGUGUCCGUUCUGCCGUUCCCCGAUCACGACGAGCACCAACGGCCUCUUCAUGGAUUGA
Cladocopium goreaui is the source of this 831-nucleotide messenger RNA. NCBI's taxonomy places the organism in Eukaryota, Dinophyceae, Suessiales, Symbiodiniaceae. The record is from the annotation of a GenBank genome assembly.